UGGAUCUGAUCUAACUAUCAAAGCACCCUGGUAAUGGGAAAACUGAGCCAAUUUUGUAUCUUUUGUCAAUGGGAGAAACUUGUGUUGAGUAUUUAUGGGGCAUAUGAAAAGCUUUAAUCCCAUUACCAGCAGUUUUGAAGUUGGUGAGGUGGAUGCUAAGUGCAGAGUGGAUCUCAAUUUUCCCACUUCAACAACAGCGAUGGACGCCGCCGCUUCAGUUGUAGAGGAGCCUCAUGAUGCCAUGGAGUUUGAUUCUCAUGAAGCCGCGUAUGAUUACUACAAAGCGUAUGCCAAGUCUGUGGGUUUCGGAACUGCUAAAUUGAGCAGUCGUCGAUCCAGGGCGUCCAAAGAAUUCAUUGAUGCCAAAUUUUCAUGCAUUAGAUAUGGAAACAAGCAGCAGUCUGAUGAUGCCAUCAAUCCCCGCCCUUCCCCUAAAAUUGGCUGCAAGGCAAGCAUGCAUGUCAAGCGCAGGCAGAAUGGGAAUUGGUAUGUCUAUAGUUUCGUAAAGGAGCACAACCAUGAGCUUUUACCCGCUCAAGCUCAUUUCUUUCGCAGCCACAGAGAUGCAGACCCGCAUAAGAACAAUGAUGUUAGAAUGCGAAGACGGAAGAAUGUAAAUUCGGUGUCCAGCUUAUUCAGUGCAUAUCAAAAUGUUGAUUGUUUGGAGAGUUAUUUGAGAAAUCAGCAUGAUAAGGGACGGUCCUUGUCUUUAGAGUCAGGGGAUGCUCAACUGCUACUGGAAUGCUUUAUGCGCAUGCAAGAAGAGAAUCCGAAAUUCUACUAUGCAGUUGAUCUCAAUGAAGAGCAUCGGUUGAGAAAUGUGUUCUGGGUAGACUCCAAAGGAAUGGAAGACUACACCAACUUCAGUGAUGUUGUUUUCUUUGACACCACCUACUUCACAAACAAGUACAAAAUGCCCUUGGUUCUUUUUAUAGGAGUGAACCAUCAUAUUCAACCCACAUUAAUGGGCUGUGCAUUGAUUGCGGAUGAGACAGUUUACACUUUUGUGUGGUUAAUGCAGACAUGGUUAAUAGCAAUGGGGGAACAAGCUCCUCGAGUGAUACUCUCCGACCAGAACAACGCCAUCAAAGCGGCUAUUGGAGCAGUACUUCCAGGCACACGGCAUUGCUUUUCUUUGUGGCAUAUAUUAGAGAAAAUGCAUGGGCAGCUGGAAUUUUUGAGCAUGUGGCUUGAUACUUUUAUGGCCAAGUUUAAUGAGUGUAUUUUUAAGUCCUGGUCAGAAGAACAAUUUGAGAAGAGAUGGUGGAAACUGAUUGAUGAGUUUAAUCUUAGAGACAUUGAAUGCAUUCAGUCCCUGUACAGAGAUCGUACUCAUUGGGUGCCCACUUUCAUGAGAGAUAUAUCCUUUGCUGGAUUGUCUCCAACUUCACGGUCGACAAGUUUGAAUUCAUCAUUUGACAAAUAUUUCCAAGUGGAAACUUCAGUACCAGAGUUUAUGGAAAGGUACAGGGUAAUUCUUGAAGAUAGGUACGAAGAGGAAGCAAAAGCAAAUUUUGAUGCUUGGCAUGAAACACCUGAGUUGAAGUCUCCAUCACCAUUUGAGAAGCAACUGGCACUGGUGUACACACAAGAAGUUUUUAAAAACUUCCAAGUGGAGGUUUUGGGAGCCGCUGCUUGUCAUCUUAAGAAAGAAAGUGAAGACAUGACAACCACUACGUACAGUGUAAAAGACAUUGAAGAUGAACAGAAUUAUACAGUGGAGUGGAACGAGUCAAAGUCGGAUAUAUGUUGUUCAUGCCGUUCAUUUGAAUAUAAAGGUUAUCUCUGCAGACAUGCUAUUGUUGUUCUCCAGAUGUCUGGUGUUUUCACCAUACCUGCCAAAUAUGUAUUGCAGCGGUGGACAAAUACUGCCAUGAGCAGACAUGCCAUGGGCGAAAAAUUGGAUGAGGUACAAUUUAAGGUCCGUCGUUAUAAUGAUUUAUGUCGACGAGCCAUAAUAUUGGGUGAAGAAGGAUCACUAUCUCAGGAGAGUUAUGAUGUAGCAUUAUGUGCCAUAAAAGAAGCUUUGAAGCAAUGCACGAGUUGGAACACCUCUGUUGAAAGCAAUGCAAAACCUAAUGACUCAGCGAUAGAUGGUGUAGAAGAGAGUCAGUGUGGUAUCACAUCUGAUGACAAGAUUUCUGGUCCAAAAGUGAGUGCUCCUAACAAGACUCCUACGAGAGCUGGGACUGGGAAGGUGGUGGCAAGGCGUGGGAAAGGAAAGCUGGAAGGGACGAGAGUUGGAGCGCAAGACAACUUUCACCAAAUGCAUCAAGUUUCUUGCGACACAAGGCCGCCUAUGCUGAUGCAGCAACAUAAUGUGGUUCCUCCACAAUUGCAUAAUAUGGUGCCGUCAAUGUUUCAAAAUGUUGCACCGGCACAGUUCCAUAACAUGGGUUCUCCGAACCCUGUGCAGGAGAAUCGUCUCCCUCAAUAACUCGAACUUUUCCUUCUCUGUUUUUAAGAACGAGUGUUGUAUACUUGUUCAUCUACUGUAAAAAGUAGAGGACGAACUGAAAUGAAGUGCUCAACUUGACUAGGUUUCAGCGCUCCGCAAGUUAACAGGUGUGUGCUAGUGGUGGUCGGGGAACACUGUUCAAAGUAUGCAAGAUGGAUGUAUAUGUUUUGACUAUUGGUGAUAGGAAGAAUGGGAGUUUUAGACGAUUGUUG
Molecule: messenger RNA, 2670 nt
Organism: Fragaria vesca subsp. vesca
Lineage: Eukaryota; Viridiplantae; Streptophyta; Magnoliopsida; Rosales; Rosaceae
Product: protein FAR1-RELATED SEQUENCE 4-like
Exons: 4
Coding region: 95-2437 (780 amino acids)
Biological process (GO): regulation of DNA-templated transcription
Molecular function (GO): zinc ion binding
Source: RefSeq, a predicted model, not a curated record